AUGACCCCAUCUGGAGUCUUGUGCCUCCUGGGGGCGUUAAGCCUCCAGGUGCUUUGGCUGAAGCCACCAGGGGCUCAGGGGGCUCCAAAUCCUGAUAACUCCCACUCAUCUAGCCUAGUCCUACCUCAGACAGCUCAGCCUCUCAGCCAGAAGCGCCUCAAAAGAGACACCCACAAACCAGCUGCCCACCUUGUUGGAGACCCCAGGGCCCAGGACUCCAUACAUUGGAGGGCGAGCACAGACCACGCUUUUCUCCAACAUGGCUUCUCCCUAAGCAACAACUCCCUGGUGGUUCCCACAAGUGGCCUCUACUUCGUUUACUCCCAGGUUGUCUUCACAGGAACCAGCUAUCUUCCUAAAGUUCCCCCAACCCCCCUCUACCUGAGCCAUGAGGUGCUCCUCUUCUCCUCCAAGUACCAGGUUCAUGUACCCCUCCUGAGUGCCCAGAAGUCUGUGUGCCCAGGGCCCCAAGGGCCCUGGAUGAAAUCAAUCUACCAAGGAGCUGUGUUUCUGCUCACCCAGGGAGAUCGGCUAUCCACUCAUACAGACGGUAUCUCUCACCUGCUCCAGUCCCCUAGUAGUGUCUUUUUUGGGGCCUUUGCACUAUAG
Gracilinanus agilis (Agile Gracile Mouse Opossum) is the source of this 609-nucleotide messenger RNA. RefSeq names its product lymphotoxin alpha (gene LTA). Gene Ontology annotation, cellular component: membrane. The coding region runs from base 1 to 609 and encodes 202 amino acids. Gene Ontology annotation, biological process: immune response. The record is from RefSeq and is a predicted model, not a curated record. The transcript has 3 exons. NCBI's taxonomy places the organism in Eukaryota, Metazoa, Chordata, Mammalia, Didelphimorphia, Didelphidae. Gene Ontology annotation, molecular function: tumor necrosis factor receptor binding.